AUGUUUUGUAUAAAGAUUAAAAAAAACAAACAAUUCUUUCUUUUUUCUUUCUUUUUUUUAAUUCUAAUAUACUCAAUAUUUACCGAUAUAAAUUUACGAUAUUUUCUUUCUUUCUUUCUUUCUUUCUUUCUUUCUUUCUUUCUUCUGUUUUCCAUAAAUCUUAAGUUAUACUUCUUUUCCCUCGCUCUCGUUUUCGAUUCUUUCUUCUUUCUUUCUUUCUUUCUUUCUUCCUGUCAUCCUUUCUUUCUUUCUUUCUUUCUUUCUUUCGUCCUUUCGUCCUGUCAUUCUUUCUUUCUUUCUUUCUUUCUUUCUUUCUUUCUUUCUUUCUUUCUUUCUUUCUUUCUUUCUUUCGUCCUUUCGUCCUUUCGUCCUUUCGUCCUGUCAUCCUUUCUUUCUUUCUUUCUUUCUUUCUUUCUUUCUUUCUUUCUUUCGUCCUUUCGUCCUGUCAUCCUUUCUUUCUUUCUUUCUUUCUUUCUUUCUUUCUUUCUUUCUUUCUUUCUUUCUUUCUUUCGUCCUUUCUUUCUUUCGUCCUUUCUUUCUUUCGUCCUUUCAUCCUUUCUUUCGUCCUUUCUUUCUUUCGUCCUGUCAUCCUUUCGUCAUUUCUCUCUUUCGUCCUGUCAUCCUUUCUUUCUUUCUUUCUUUCUUUUUUUCUUUCUUUCGUCAUUUCUUUCGUCCUUUCUUUCGUUCUUUCUUUGUUAA
This is a messenger RNA of Acanthosepion pharaonis, 699 nucleotides long. The record is from the annotation of a GenBank genome assembly. NCBI's taxonomy places the organism in Eukaryota, Metazoa, Mollusca, Cephalopoda, Sepiida, Sepiidae.